AAAGCCAUUUAAUAUUGACGUUGUAGUUGAAAGAGUUAAACGCGGGACGACGGCCAUGAAACAUUAGUUAUUUUAGCUGGCUGGACAACUUGCAAUCAUGACAAUGGACUGUAUAGUACCGCAACCAAUUUGGACAGGAGGCUACCAUCACGGUGGCCUUGCCUCUCUUCACUCUCAUUAUUUCGCUCCAUACUACAUCCCCAGGAAACGCAGUUCCUUCUCCUGCUCCUACUUCUCAGGACCGUACGGUUUACCCUCUAGAUUAGAUGACGAUGUGGCUUUCCCCACUGAUAUAAAACUAGAAAGAGCCGACGACUGUACCCCUGAGGAGGACAAGGAUUUGAAGAUCUGCGUAGUUUGCGGUGAACGGGCCAGUGGCUACUACUUUGGGGCUCUCGUCUGUCUGCCCUGCAAGAGCUUUUAUAUCAGAUGCACAAAAGAUGGCGAGCCCACCUUUACUUGUCAAUGUAAUGGGAACUGUGACAUUGCGAAGCAAGGACGCAUCCGCUGUCAGUAUUGUCGCUACCAACGCUGUCUUAUGGCAGGCAUGUGCAGGAAAGAGAAACCUGAAACAGUCCAGCCAGCAGAUGGCCAAGUUUUGUGUAAAGUUUGUGGGGAUAUUGCUAAUGGUAUCCAUUUUGGAGUGAACACAUGUGAAGGGUGCAAGAAAUUUUUCCGUCGGGGAUUAGUUGAAAAUCAAAGUUACCUUUGCAAAAGUGAGAAAAAGUGCACAAUCAACCCACGGAACCGAAAUAAUUGCCGAUACUGUCGUUACCAAAAAUGCAUCAGUGUUGGAAUGUCCCGAGAGGCCAUAAAGAUGGGUCGUCCCAAGAAAGCCGAAACAACAGAAUCAAACAAUUCUGCAAAUGCUGCAGAUGCUUCAGAAUCUCCCUCCAUUUCACCCGUUCCCUCACCCCCCAUCAACUUUUCACCAGGAUCCUCUCCCUCCCGACACCAGGUCAAUGACAACUUGUUUGACCUGUCAAAGGUCAAGGCUGAACCAUCCAACUGCGAUCUCACAAGAAUGUCUCCACCAUCUCUCAACAGCCCCGCCGCAGAUGGAAACUUGGCGAAGCCUUCUUAUGCUGACACUACCCAAUCUUAUGCUGUCCCUUACACACAGAGCUGGUCAUCGUCAGCCUCUCACAAUAUGGACUGGCCCCAGAACCAGAGGAAUUCACACAUCAAUUGGCACCAAGAAAUUGCACAAUCUGUUGCUCAGCAGCAAAUGGUAUCCAGUGCUACAACAGCUCAGACAGUGAUGUCUGUCAGCAACUCUAUGCCAGUACAAAGUCAAGCUGUUCAAAACACUAAUGUAGUGUAUGAGGAAGAUGACAUGGAUGACAUUUUGGCUUACCUUUCUCAAGACCAGACUCCACUGGAACCCAAAAAGAAUUCCAUCCAGAACAUUGCUGUCCAGUCAUCGGAACAAAGCUUUACACCUAAUGCACCAAUGCAACAGCAGCAGUCAUGCAUGAUUGAUACCCAUUCAUCUGUGCCCAAUUUUCCUGUCCCAUCAUCAAAGCAGUUUAAGCAACAGAUUAAUGCCUUCAACAAUCAGAUGCUUCAAAGCGAUAGUUACAGCCCUCUGAAUGUUGACACGUCCCCUGGGCACUCUGUUUGUUCUAACAGAAUCAACUACCCAAGCCCUACCUAUCAGUAUGGUAAUGGAUCUCCAAAUCAUUACAGCCAGCAGUCCCCAGAGCAUUCCUAUGGUCCCCAUUCUCCACAGUGCAUGCCUCCAUCUCCCCAGUAUCAGCAACAGCCAUCGCCCUAUUCUCCCUGUCAAUAUCAGAACUCUCCUUUAGAUUCAAAUCAGUACCAUGCUAACUCACCCCAGGCAGCCAGUCCAAAUUAUCCUCCAUCCCCAUCCAACAAUGCUUACACCCCUCUGACACCUUACCCACAGAAUGCAUAUGCUGGACAAGGUUCACCCUCAGGGGCUAUGAUGGGAGAAAAAGUUAUGCCUUAUUUGGACAUGAAAGGUCAGAUGAAAAUCAAUCAGAUGUUUAUGAACUGUGAUGAUAACAUUCAGAAUUUCCAAGAGGAUUCAAACAGUGAUGGGUUUGUUUCUAGAGCUGAAUUUGACAGAAAUCUAAUAAUAAAAACUCUACAGCUCCAUAGAGGGAAUGGUCCCGAGUACUACUCCAGCCCUGAAUCUUCUCCUCAUAGCCAUCAUGACAGUAGCGAUGACUCGAGCGAUGCUUACUUCACAAAUAGCUGUGGUCAGAAGCGGAAAUCCCAUGACACAGUUGGCAUGCACUAUGAGAGUAUGGGAGGUGGCAGCUUUUUCACUGGCAAUGAUAAAGAUUUUCAGUGUGAGAACUACAGCAUGAUGAAAUCUCAGAGGUACUGGAAUGAGCCACAAAGACUGAUGACACAGGGUCCACUCACAGAAGAAAUGAUGGCCUUUACCAAUCAUAUCAUGGCUGGCUACUCUAAAUUUGUCACAUCUUGUGAUGAGGGCAAAAAGAAUUUGCAAGAAGUGCUCAAGGGUCAGUGGCCUGCUUUUGGGAAGGAAGAAAGUCACUGGAAUCAUGUACAGCGGCGGGUGAUCAGAAAUAUCACAGGCUUCAUGAAUUUUGUGAAAACUAUUCCAGGCUUUGACAGUAUCAACAGUGAGGAUGCAGCCGAGCUGUGUGUCAUGAACAGCUUUCAUAUCGCCAUCAUUUUGUCUGCCAACAAUUACUAUGACAAAGAGCAGAAGAGAUUUCAGUAUUUCUGGAACUGGACCUUGUCCCCGAACAACCCCAUGUACUUCUUCAAGCUUCGCCUGCUCCAGUGCGGGGAACAUCUGAACCGACUCAAUUUGACACCGAUGGAGGAAACUUUCCUUUCAGUCAUAACUUUCCUAAGCACUGAUAUUACAAACUUGAGAGAUCCUGCCACUUUGGAAUCACUCAGACAAAAGAUGAUUCACAUCUUCCAAGCACAGCUGAUAGCACAAGGAGUAGACCCCAUUCAACGCAUCCAGGAACUAUUCAGAGUCAUGCCAGACUGCCGCCAUUGCUCUAUGUGGCACAAGCAGCUGAUGAGUAAGAUGAAGACCAACAUGGAAAAUCAAGAGAUGCACCAGUUGUUUGACAAACUCGACCUGGAAAACCCCAUGUCUUAAGACUAUCUCUGGGAAGGUCUUGUGAAAAGAUGUUAUAAUUUUGUAUAAGCAUGUGACUGUCACAUGUUGGCAUGGACUUCAAAGAGUCCUAUUGAAUUGUUGUUACAAAUUUACAUAUUGUUCUAUUCACAGCUUUAAAUACACAAACUCGACGAUUGUCCACACUUUGGACAUGUAUUUAGUAGGUAACGUAUUGACAAGCUGUCAAUGGAAUGACAUGUUGUUUGGCCUCAAGAUCGAGGCAUUUUUGACAUUGACAUGACAACAAAUGAGUGUUUGAUUAAUAUUUUUGACAAGGUUCCUUUGGAACUGAUCAUUUUUGUAAUCUACAUUUACAUGUUUCAGUACAUGUAUAGCUAUAUUUUUUUUUUUUUUGGUAAAGAAUUGGUUUUUCUUUUCUUUUUUUCUAUGACAUGUAUAAUGGAAGUUGUUUCGUCCCCUGAUCCUGCUUUAUACCCUGGGUCAGACGUUUGGGAUUCAAGUUUUUGGCUUUUUUAAUAGGUGUAUAUGAUUAUACACAGAUUAGAUAUUAUUGCUGGGUUUAUCCAUUGCAUAAUGUUUUCAGAAUGUUUGCAAUUAUUGAGAAAUGACUGACGUGAACAUUUUACUAACAUUCACUGUGCAAUUUAAGAGUUGUUGACCAAAUUGGGAGACAAAAACAAGACACUUUGUACUAAUAUUGUAAAAAGAUAUGUUUUAUGAAUUACUUUUAAUUUUGCAAAAGCUAAUGAAAACAAAUAAGUCGGAUGAUUUUUUUUUCUUUUGCCCAUGUUUCAUAGAAUCUUUUCUAUGUACAUUGGCAACCAUGAUUUUUAAUUGUUAAAGAUUUGGAUACUUCUGAGGUUUCAUUUUGUAAAAUAUUUUUGAGAGUGCAUCCCAUGCACUUAUUGUUGGGGUUGAGGUAACGACCAUUCUAAAAUUCAAUGAAAUAAGGUAAAUAUGCUGAAUAUUCGUAUAACGGGGCGUUUUUAUAAGUAAUCAAGUAAUUUUUAAAACAAACAAAACAUUUUGAUAGAUAGAGUCAUAUCUGUGAGUAUUUUUAAAAAGAGAGAGCUGGAAACAGUUUUAUGAUGUCUUAAGACGCUGCGUGUAUUGCUAGUACUGGUCCUCUAUUUAUUAACUGCAUUGUUGCUACAUAUAAUAAAUAAGUACAUGUUACAUCAUGCAAGUAAGCACUUUUGAUGAUCUUGUGCAUAACAUAUGUAUCCCUGGUUAAAUUAAUUAAACAUUAAGAGAAUACUUAAAUUAUAUUCUCCUCUUUAAAAAGUAGGCAUAAGUUGUUGUUAUUUUUUCAUAUCAUUUGCUUAAUGUUACUUGUAUUUGCAAACCAUGUAAGUAAAUAAAUGGUUUUAUUUUGAAUAAAUCAUCAUAAUUUUACAACAAUGCUGUAUUAUAGCCCCUGCAUGCCGCUUUAGGCAACUUCCUUGGUAUUUUUUUUGUCAAAAAAUUUUGAUUCAAUUUAUUAUUCUAACCACACUAUAGAUAAAUUUGAUUUUAUUUCCAAAUAAAAGAGGAUUUGUGAAUAACUUGUCUAACAUUGUGUUAAGGUAAAACGCUUCAAGUUUCACAUUAAUCAGAAUAUGAUAGUAAACCCAUCUUGGAUGCGCAUUAAACAUAUCAGUUUUAAUUGAACCUACAUGGAUGGGGUGGGGUCAUUAUUGGGGGGGGGGGUUCAAUUUAAUUUCUAUUUCAUGAAAGUGUUUGUUUUUUAUGGGGUUUUUAAAAGUUUUUUUUCUUCUUUUGUUUGGGUAAUUGAUAGAUGAAAGAAUCUGCAUUAUGUCACAAAGUUGAUAUAAGAAAGAGAUGGCUUUGUGCAAAUGCAUUCAUAAGGAAGACAGGAAUAUUUUUCCGUCCACUAAUAUUUGUAGAGAUUUUAUUGAGAGUAAGAGGUUAUGUUGAUUGUUUUUUGUAGAUGUGUAAUAUAUUUACCUAUGAUGUAUGUGUAUCAACUGUGUCCAUAUUAAUUUUCAUUUUGUUCGAAGCUCAUACAUGUAAAGAAGUUCAAAUGUUUUUUAACUCAUCAGGGAAAUUAGUCGAUAUAUUUUUAUCUGGAGAAAAGCAGAUUUUGUUACUGAGUUUUUAUUGUGUUGUCUUUUGAGAGUCUGAUUGGGUUUGGUAAUGAAAAAAAAAUUAAUUUAAACAAAAAAUAUAUUAAAAUUUGAAUAAAGUAAUACAUGUAUAGCAAGCGAUCAGACUACCGCUUAUUAAAAGUUGAUUAACUUUAAGGCAAGAUUGACGUUGGACAAAUCAUUCCUGAUGUUGUUAAAUCUAUUGUUUUGUAAUCACAUUCCAUAUGUUUGAUAAGAACCCCCACUGAUAUGUGGAUAAAAUCACACAUUCCAGACAAAGGUGUAGCUUUGUAUAUACAUACAUUCAACAUCCAUGUUUCCGUAGCUGAUCAUUGUAUUUGCUGUAUUAAUGGCUGUGUAUGGUGUGCCUUUUAUUCAGUCAAUAUAUAUGAACAACAAGAAUUAUAAGAACUUGUUGUAAAUACAAAUUUGCGCUGUUUAUUUCUCCGUUUCUAGAUGUCAUGUCUUUUUUCAUAAUCAUCAAAUUAAAAACUUCAGCAAAAUGGUUGUUAUUGAGAAAUGU
Magallana angulata is the source of this 5707-nucleotide messenger RNA. RefSeq lists its product as uncharacterized. Lineage: Eukaryota; Metazoa; Mollusca; Bivalvia; Ostreida; Ostreidae. Gene Ontology annotation, molecular function: sequence-specific DNA binding; zinc ion binding; DNA-binding transcription factor activity. The coding region runs from base 98 to 3115 and encodes 1005 amino acids. Gene Ontology annotation, biological process: regulation of DNA-templated transcription. The transcript has 10 exons. The record is from RefSeq and is a predicted model, not a curated record.